CGCCAUACCUAUUACAUGUUUUUUAAAUUAAAACGCUUUAAAAUUACGUUUCUUUAUAUAUCUUUAGAUAUGUUUUGUAAGUAAGUUUACCUGUUUUAAAAAUGUAUGAUUGCCCUACCAACUGUCAGAAAUCACGUUUUUAAACUUCGCGAUUUUAUAGUGCAUAAAAACAAAAAGACAAAUAAAAGUUACGCUUAAUUUUUUGCGUUUGUAAUUUUAAACGUAUAAAUUAAACGUAAUUUAAUAAUACGCAAAAUUAUUGUUUGUUUUAAGAUCUUUAUUUAAAAUGUAUUUUAAGACGUUUUCAGUGUGAUAGAAAGUUUUUGAGGCAGGUCUCUUAUUUUGCCGUGUUUCUUUAACUGAGCGUUUUUUAAAAACAGUAAACAGCACGUAGUUUAUCGAGUUGAAAUAUAACUAUUAUCAGUUUAAUACUAAUGCAAUCAGUUUAAGCAUCUUUAAACUUGUCGAAUAGAUAUUAAAUGGCAGUUUUUAACAGUUUCGCCCCCAAGCUUGUCCGGACAUGUCUAACUGAAUUUGACUUUUAAAUGGAGCUCCUCAUCAUCUCUUCAGUGUCACUGAUCGGAUGUUUCCUGCAUGCAUCAAGCUCACACCAGGCAUUAUUUUUACUGAAAACAUCAGAUGCUUGGACAACAUGACAGUGUUGAAGACCCAGUCUCCUGCUUUGGCUGGAAUGAAUGAAAAAUUGUGGUUGGAGAAAGCCUGCUGUAAUCUUAUUCCGGAUUUAUCAUUAUGGAUUAUUGAAUAUGCAUGGAGUAAACGAAUGAUGGAGGUCCUCGAAGUUCUAGGUCCUCCAUUAUGGCUUGAAGGUGACUGGUGUCUUCUGACUCUUGAAGAGCCUUGCCAAAUCCGUGUGGUAUCAGCAGAGGUCUUGAGGAUCGUACAAGCCAGAGACAUCAAGCAUUUUGAGCGUGUGACCAAGUUUUUGGAUGUUUCUUACCUGCUUGUGCCACGACUGGUGACUCCCAUUAAACACAUGAAAAUCAUGUUUGGUCUACAGACUCUGGUUAUAAUGUGGAUGCUGUGGAACGACCAGAGCGCUGCUAACAUCGAUGAAAAAAUCGAGAGCCUGUUCCCUAACAACCUGCCUGAGUAUUACAAAUGUAGCCGCAAGCACAUGGAGCUAAUGCAGAAAAACAGAGAAGAUUUCAAGUCCUUUGCUCAUGCGCUGGCGAGAGACAGGAGCAUGCGUGAGGCUUACAUUCGGGAUUUAAUGGAGGAGCAAUAUGGUGAACGAUACGCACAGAAACUAGAGGAGAGACUUUCACAGUAUUUGGAAGAGCUAGAUAAAGCCUUGCCACAGUCAACAUGUAUCGAACAGGUACUGGACCAGUCACUGCCACAGGCCGCAGGAGAGAAGAUUUUGAAGAAAUUACUCUCAAGGGAUAACGCUUCUCUUGCCAAUGUUCUCCGAAGACUCCUAAACUGUGCUGUGACUUUAAAUCAAAACGGUGAAGAGAGUAUCUCUUUAUCACCGAGUUCAAACACAUGUGAGGAACAGAAGGAUGCUCCAAAGAGUAAUAAACCAUCUCAAAGAACCCUGCAUGUAGUUUCCAGGCCAUCUCAAGACAGCAAGGAAACAAGACUCUCACAAACCAGCUCAAAGCAGUUAUUUAUUUCCCAGGGCUUGUGGCAGAAAAGAAAGGAAAGUCCUCAGGGAAGUUUAACAGAGACGUGUCAUGAUGAACGGAUGACAACAUCCACACAGAUGUCGGGUCAGAUUGGCUGUAGUCCAUCUCUGCUGGAUGAGGAGGAGACGACGGCAGAGAGGAGGUGGCAACAGAAACACACGGAGACUGUAUCAGAAACAGAUAAAAACAAACAUGAGCCUAAACAUACAGAGCAGAUGUGCUCCAGACAUGGCAAAAAAAUGAAGAGCAUCCUUCAGGAAUGUUCUGAGGAGCUCGAUGAAGAGGCUGUACAGGCGUUAUGCACUCCUACAUCAUCAUCCAAAAGCACUCCACCUCUUCUCUCGCACACAUCACAACCUGACGCCCUUUACACACGCGCACAGACCUUAGCAUCUCCGUCUUUGGCGGAUUCCUCCUCUACGAACAUUUCAAUGUCUUCAGAGGAACAAGUUACUUCCUCACAAGAUCCUUUAGUCCUCCAAAUUACUUCUUCAUCACCUUCCUCACUUCUUCAAUCAUCAUCAAAAGCAGUGUCAAAGCAACAUAGAUUCAAUGCAGAAGAGAUUAGAGAAGCUUCACAGCAGGUUUUGACUAGCGGACACAACCUGAAACUAUCUCUGGAGAGUCAAAGCUUCCUUAUGAAGUCCAGGUGGCUUCAACCUCAAGUGUGUCUUUAUAGACUAAGCAUGGACGAAUGCGUCAGGAUCACAGAUUCAUCCGAGUCUGACGAAGAGGUGUAUGCAUUUUUCGAUGCAAAUACUUUAUACUCCGAUGCAUACUCAGAUUCAGACACGACAGACUCGGAUGACCCUGAUUAUAACCCUAAAGGAGGGUAAAUACAGGAAUAUUUGUAUUAUGUAAUUAAUGCGGGCUUUGACCCACUCGCCAUAAAUGAACGUGAUGUUUAUCAUGUUCGCAGGUGCAUCGGUACCCAAAACUGUUCGAUUAUCUAUUUUGGUGGUUUACAUUGAAUGUUUGGUUAUACCUUUUUACCUCAUCAGUUUACUUUAUGAAGACGACUUCUUAAUGUAACCUUAAAUAAACAUCGUGGUGAUAUGAAGGAUAAAUAUUUGUUUCAUGCUGUGAUUAGGAUUUAAUGGUGUUUUAAAUCAUAAAGAUGUGAUGUGGAACGUCAUGUUCUAUUUAUUUAGUGACGACGUGUAUGACCAGGGAAGUUGCUGGAUGUUUGGAUGGUCUAUUUACUGAGUACAUGACUGAAUACAUGUUGACAUACUUCAUUUGAUUGACCUGUAGGGUUACGUAAGGACUUUUUUUUAAAAAACAAUGGAGUAUAACGCCACUACAUUUGCAUUUAACGCUCAGGUUGCGUUGACCCUACUUUCAUUUUAUUGUUUAGUGUUUUAAGGUUAGUCAAAGGUUCACUAAUUUGGUGUUUGGUGUAGUUGGUUUAUGUAAUAAAUUGUUAUGCCAGGAUCAAAUAGAGAGAGAGUUUAAAGUUCAAAUGUAGUGCUGUCCAAAGCCAUCCAUUCUGACGCUUGUUUACCCGACUUUACUUUG
Molecule: messenger RNA, 3167 nt
Organism: Paramisgurnus dabryanus
Lineage: Eukaryota; Metazoa; Chordata; Actinopteri; Cypriniformes; Cobitidae
Biological process (GO): telomere capping; regulation of telomere maintenance via telomere lengthening
Cellular component (GO): shelterin complex
Molecular function (GO): telomeric repeat DNA binding
Source: RefSeq, a predicted model, not a curated record